AUGGCGGGUCCAGGAAGUGAUUCUCGUUCCUCGAAUAGGCAAUCUGGGUCGUCUGGUACAUCGACUAGAAACUCGCAGUCUUCCCGUCAACAAAACCGCAAUCCUAGAAGGGACAACGACCCCUCCAGUAAAAAAGAUGAAGGGGCUAGGAAUGGAGGUGACCCACGACCUGCGACGCCAAAUCCUCCGUCGGACCAGAAUGACGACAAAAUGGAUAGCCAACCCAGUCAACAAAACGGCGAUGCUAACAAGAAUGGAACCAAUCCACCACCUGCGACGCAGGAUCCCCCGCAGGACCUGAAUGACAACAAAACUGGAAAAGACGUGUUCGACUCACUCGAGGAAAAGACGGGAAUAUUCGAGAGGAUUCUCAGAAACCUGUCGACGGAGUCGAACGAGCGGGAAAAGCGGAUCAAGGAUCUUGAGGAGGAAGUCCAGAGACAGAAUGCACGCAUCAAGGAACUCGAGGAAGACCUGGAAGACAAGAUCAAGAGGCUGGUCUCUAUCGACAACAAAUUUGGAGGCCUUAUUGCGAUGUACAAGCAGUACGACAAGUAA
Rasamsonia emersonii CBS 393.64 is the source of this 558-nucleotide messenger RNA. RefSeq lists its product as uncharacterized. The transcript is spliced from 3 exons. NCBI's taxonomy places the organism in Eukaryota, Fungi, Ascomycota, Eurotiomycetes, Eurotiales, Trichocomaceae. The coding region runs from base 1 to 558 and encodes 185 amino acids. The record is from RefSeq and is a predicted model, not a curated record.